CUCCUCCUCCCUCCUCCGCCCCGUUCGCUCGUUCUACUCAGGUGACUGGCAUCGAGGUCGCCGUCGCCACCUGCGCCUGCCCGCUCGUUUCUUCCGGCUCCGAGGAAGCCGCUUCUCCGCCGCCGGCAUGGAGACGCAGCGCUCAGCCGCCGGUCGCCUCCCGCGCGCUCUCUUCUGCGCCCUCGUCCUCUUCUUGCUCGAAGGAUCAGUUGUUUACCAGGCUUAUGCUGUGGAUGUAGAAGUGAAAGAUGCAUCCAAUGAGACAUGCCUAUUUGGAAGAUGGAUUAUGAGCUUCUCUAUAACAUAUGAAACUGAACACAAUGAAUAUAGAAACACAGUUCUUACGUUCCCUGAACAUGUAAGGUAUGAUGGAAGCAGUUGUGACAACGAAAUAUCUGGCCCUGUGCUAGCAAUAGAGUUUGGAGAAGGUCAUUCUUGGAAUAUCAGCUUCACGAAAACAAACGACACCUAUCAAGGGAUCAUCUCCUUCACCUACAACACCAAUGAUACAGCACUGUUUCCAGAUGCUAAAAUGAAAGGACUAAUUACCACCUCUACAAACUAUCCUUUGCAUCCAGUUGAACUAGACACAGUUUUCAUUUGUCAAAAUAUGGACUUCGUUGAAUCUGGCAGUGUUAUACAGAACUUCCAGAAUGUCGUUCUUGAGGCUUUUCUUCCGUCUGGCAACCUAAGUGACCAAAAGACUGUGUGCGAUAAAGAUGCUGUAGUCACCCCUGAGCCUGCUGUUCCUGAUACCAGCUCCACUGACACCACCUCCAUCACCAAUACCACCUUCAUCAUCAAUACCACCUCCAUCACCAAUACCGAUACCAAUACCGAUACCAAUACCAAUACCAAUACCAAUGCCAAUACCACCUCAAUCACCAACGACACCACAGAGGAGGCUAACACAACAAUUUUAUCAUCACGUUCCAUCAGCCAACCAGAUGAGAUACCUGCCACAGGAACCUACUCUGUUAAAAGUGACACCGAGAUCUGUCUUCUGGCAACCAUGGGGCUGCAGCUGAACAUGACAAAUACUCCAAUGAACAUUAAUCCAAACACAACUACAGCUAGCGGGCGUUGUGGCAAUAGAACUUCUGUCCUCACCCUGACAGAUACCGACAUCGUGGUUGUCUUCACUUUUGCUGUCAAGAACACAAGCUUUGAAAGAUUUUACCUGAAAGCGGUGGACGUCACUGUGACCAACCCUGUAAAUGGAACGCAGUUUGCUGCAAGUGACAAUCUCACUUUCUGGGAGGCCUCCCUCGGAAGCUCAUACAUGUGUCGAAAAAAGGAGACUCUUGUAGUGACUCCUUCAUGUAGCCUGCACGUCUUCAACUUAAGGAUCCAGCCAUUUCAAGUACAGAAUGGCCAGUUCUCCAUAGCUGAAGAUUGCAUCCCAGAGGUGGACUACUUCUUUGUGCCCAUUAUGGUGGGAGCAUGUCUGGCAGGAUUAAUUGCUCUCGUUCUUAUGGCUUAUUUUGUCGGCCGCAAAACUCGUCAUAAUGCUGGCUAUGAGCAGCUGUAAAAGCGGGGUGCAGUUUGGGCUGAGCACUUCCACUUUCAACCCACUGAGGAGUGAUUUGCACCAGAAGAAUGUUCUGUUGUCACACACAUGUUGUUCAGAGAGACUAGCCUACUGCGUGCUCGUAAUAAUUAAGUGUGAAGUGACUUGUUUUGAAUGUGGAUAGGCCAGCUUAAGCCAAAUGUACUUUUUCCCAAAAAACAAAUCAUUGCAGUGCCAACUACCAUGAUGGCACAAAGCCACCUCAGAUGUCUUGUCCUCUCAGACCUGCUGCAAAGCUAAUACUGAUUUCCUGCAUGCCGUAGUUUGCAAACGGACACAAGGCUGGCUGUGCAGGAAACCAGACUUUACAACAGCUUUAAACACAAGCAAGCAGGUCUUGAGCGUAUUUUAAAGCUCAGGUGAAAAUCUGAUGAAUGAAAUGUUGUGGACUCAUUAUGGGGCUUCUUGAGUGAUGUGUAUUAAAAAGGCCUUAAGCCAUUUACCUCCUGAUUUUGUGAAGUAAAUAUUUUGCAUUAUUGGGUCCCUCUACCAUUAAUUGAGCAUUUUAAGUUUUCUACUUUUCAGAAGUGACUUAUACCCUAUUACUAAAAAAAUAGUAAUAGUCCAAACAUUACUCUGGUUGUGCCAGCCAGCAUUAUAUAAAAUAGGGCACUCGCUGUAGCCUCAUUCUAAUGUUUGUGAACGACUACCAGUUGUCUUGCUGUGGGUUGUGUUAAAUAACUGUGUUUAUAGAAUCAUUGUGUAUGUAAUACACUGCCUAUCAUUUUGGCAGAAUUGGCUUUUCAUCUUGUGCACUGUUUACUAAAAUAGCUGCCUUGACGUCCCUUCCUGGGGCAGAAGAACAGAAUAUAUGCUUUUAAAUAAAAAUGAACACUGUUACUGAAAGAAACAUUCAAUUAUGUAAAGCAGAGAUGGGAAACCUGUGGCGCUCCAGAUGGAUGAUGCUGGAGUACGAUUGCCACCUGACCUUUGGCUAUGAUGGGAGUUGGACUCCAACAAUAUCUGGAAGGCCACAGCUUCCCCUUCCUGCUAUAAGGCAAGAUAGCCUUUGGGUCAUCAUGACUAUGUUUCAGUACCGUACAUGGAAAGAAAGUAAGUCAGGAUCCUUAACUUUGUUUAAGGACCUUCCUGUAAUAACAAAAACAAAAAAAUGUUUAUGAGGAUGUUGUAAUAUUCUGGAAGUUGAAAAUGUUAUGAUAAUAAACUGACUUGCCUUAUUAUUCAAGCAGCAGGGGAGCUGGGUGAAGCCUUAUUAUUAUUAUCUGGGUCUUCUUCCAGAGGCUUCCUUGAAAAUCUUCCCCAAGGCUGCUUCUGAAAUCCAAGCCUCUUGCUAUUUAAAGUGUUGACAUUCUGUUGCCUACACGCUGUUAAACUCCAGGUUAGAUUACUGAAGCUUGUUACACGUGGGGCUGCCUUUGAAGACUGCUUGGGACCUGCAGUUGGUGCAGAAUUGCGCAGCAAGAUUGUGCACCUGUUUAAGGCAGUCCAAGCAUAAGAUGCCAAUUCCGGAACAACUCUGCUGGCUGUCAGUUAAGUUUCCAGGCUCAAUUUAAAGUGCUGGCUUCAACCUAUGCAAAGCCUUAUGCAGUUCUUGACCCCCAAUACCUUAGAGACUGCCUCUCCUCCCCACAGAAGCCACCGCACAGCCUGCAUUUUUCAUCUGAGGCCCUUCUCCAUGUGCAGAAAGUGGCAAAACAAGUAUAGGCCUUUUGAGUGGUGGCUCCCUGUUUGUGGAAUGCUUUCCCCAUGAGGCAUUCCUGAUGCCAUUAUUAUCCAUUUUCAGGCAUCAGGCAUUCCUAUUCACCCAAGCUUUCAAUCGUUAAAUGUGGAGGGUAUUGGGUAUUUCUAUGGUGGUCUCUUUUUUGCUUGUCUUUUUAUUGGGCGGGGGUGUUGAGUUACUUAUACCUGCCCUUUUAUAUAUAUUACAGAUGUGCUGUUGGGUUUUAGUUUUAUUCUGGUUUUUAUGUUUUGGUUUUAAUUUUUGGGUCACUUGGUGUCACCUUCUCUGAAAAAAGGAUGUAAUGCAAUAAGUAAUCAUAAUAAUAUUUUAGCUUUCCCAUCAACUCUGCAAAAGGAGAACAGGGCACAGAGCCUAUCUCAUGCUCUAUCUUGUUCUUGCCUUGAGGCAAACAUCAUCAUGACAGGCAGUAGUGGCCUUGCAGUUCAUACACAGAUGGAGUUUGAGAUGCCAUAUUUCUCCUGUCUUGUUUGUGUAGAGAUAAGGGAACUUCCUGGCUCAGACUAGAGGUCAGUUCCCAAUUUCAAGGCACCAGCAUCAGACUUUUUUGAGGCUGGGAUGAUGCUGGGAUUUUGUGAAUUAAGCAAGUUACAAUAAGUUGCUUUAACAGAGUUUAGACCUUUGGGGGUGAGUCAGUACAGCCUGGCCAAAAAAAAAAAAAAGUUAUUAACCCGAAAACAGACUAGUUAUUUUGCUGCUAUGUACCUGUGUUAGUAUAUCUGUUGCAUGGAUUAUUUACUUAAAACGAAGUACCGGUAACUUCCAUUGAGAUUUGCUACCUGGCAUCCUGGAGGAGACUUCGACCCAUCAUGGGCUAGUGGCUAUUUGCAAGGCUGUUUCAACACAACUAGACAGGUAUAUUAUUCCUGCCGCCUUUUCCUGCACAUCUGCCUGCAGAGAACAGCAAAAUAGCGACAGCUGCUAGGGUUGUGAGAUUAGCUGGGACUUGGUGAGAACUGAGCAAACCUCCCAAAUCAUUGCAUGAUGUUCUCUUUCCCCAUGCCAGGCUUGUUACUGCCCUCUGCUUAAAAGCAAACAGUGAUGCCAAAUUUGUACAUAAAGCUCUGGACCAAUGUUACAUUAACAUUGAAUCUUGCAUUACUGUUUUUAAAGUGUCACCAAUGCACCUGACCCCAGGUAGAGUUAUAUGGGGCAAUAUAGAUAGGCUCCUGAUCCCAAGGAGUUUAUAAUCUAAAAAAAA
Molecule: messenger RNA, 4470 nt
Organism: Podarcis muralis (Common wall lizard)
Lineage: Eukaryota; Metazoa; Chordata; Lepidosauria; Squamata; Lacertidae
Gene: LAMP2
Product: lysosomal associated membrane protein 2
Biological process (GO): establishment of protein localization to organelle
Cellular component (GO): lysosomal membrane; late endosome membrane; plasma membrane
Source: RefSeq, a predicted model, not a curated record